This is a messenger RNA of Cajanus cajan (pigeon pea), 849 nucleotides long. Its product is annotated as sulfate/thiosulfate import ATP-binding protein, putative (DUF506). The record is from RefSeq and is a predicted model, not a curated record. NCBI's taxonomy places the organism in Eukaryota, Viridiplantae, Streptophyta, Magnoliopsida, Fabales, Fabaceae.
AUGCUACCUUUCACAACAAAGAAGCGAGUCACUCACCCCUUCGACGACGAAGCCCGAGCCAGACUCGUCGGCGCCGAUCACCGGAGUCCCAGCUCCGGCGACAGUGACGCCGACAACAACCUCUCCCUCUCUUACCUCGUCCACAGCUUCCUCGAACAACACAGCAACAGUGGCGAGGAAGAGGACUCACCAAUUCACGACUCGGACUGGGACCGAGUUGACUCGCUCGACGACUCGCCCGACUCGGUGAGUGACUCGCCGUCGCCGAGUCUCGCAAUCUCGCGCAAUGCGAUUGCGGAUCCUUACAUGAACACGCUCAUCGCGCACGUGUCGGAGGCCUUGGAGAGGUUCGCGUUUCUGCGGGAGCGGAACGCCGCGCUCCUCCGGCAGAGCGUGGCGGCGUUUCUCCGGGAGCGGAGGCACGACGCGGCGGUGUGCGACGCCUCCGGCGGGAGCCACGAGUUCAUCGACGUGGUCCACUCCGGGGAGGCCACGCGGCGGUACUUCGUGGACCUCGACUUCCGCGCGCAGGUCGAGAUUGCGCGGCCCACGCGGCGGUUCGCGGAGGCGCUGGCCGCCGUUCCCGCCGUGUUCGUCGGACGCGCGGAGGAGCUGAAACGCAGCGUUUCGAUCGUGUGCGACGCGGCCAGGCGGUGCUUCAAGAGUAGGGGGCUGCCGGUUCCGCCUUGGAGGAAAAACCGGUUCAUGCAGAGGAAGUGGUUCGGCCCGUCUCGCCCAACCGCGAACCCGGUUCAGGUUCCCAGGGCCUUGAACAACGGCGUUUGUUGCAGGUUCGUGGGGUUCGACGACGUCGUUUUGGAAGGUGGUGUUGUAGUUCGUACGAAAUGA